Pogona vitticeps (central bearded dragon) is the source of this 1957-nucleotide messenger RNA. NCBI's taxonomy places the organism in Eukaryota, Metazoa, Chordata, Lepidosauria, Squamata, Agamidae. The record is from RefSeq and is a predicted model, not a curated record.
GGGAAAAAAAGGAGAGGCCGGGAGCGCAACCAGGCGCGGCGGCCGCUGACUCAGCCCCACUUCCGGAAUCCCGGCGGCCGCCCCGCUGCUUGGCCGGAAAGCUGCCCCGCGGCGCAGAGGAGGCUGACUCACGGCGUCACGGCCACUAACAAUCGCUCUCGGCUGCCGUCCCCACGGGGCAUCUGCCCACUAGGCGCACAUGCCCCGGGAGGGUAAAGUGAAGUCGCUGCGUUUUCUCCGUGGGGGCGCUGCCAGAGCUCGUUCCCUUUUAAGAGUAGGAGAUCCCAGGAAGGCGGCUUUGUCCCCGUGCAGGAUGCCUCCUAACAGCUUCGACCCGGCUUUCGUGGGGAAAAGCCUGCAGUCCCCAAGAGGGUGCUUCUUACGUGCUGUCGACAAGGGGGCUGGACGCGGUGAUCCGCAGGUUCUCUCUUCUAGCUCUGCCGUCCUAAGACCGUGAUGAACUCGCUCUCGCCUUACGGCGACCCUCAUAGAGUUUCCGAGAUCUUCACCAUGGAUGACCUGGCUCAUGCAAAUGCUCAUUUUGCUCUCGAUCUCUUCCAAAAGUUUGCUGAAGCCAACCCACAAGGCAACAUCUUCUUUUCUCCAUUUAGUGUAUCUUCUGCAAUUGGUAUGGUCUUCUUAGGGGCCAAGGGUGACACAGCCACACAACUCUCCAAGACCUUUCACUUUGAUGCCGUCAAAGACCUUCAUUCCAGAUUCCAGGCCCUCAAUACUAGAAUUAACCAGAGCGAUGCACCCUAUAUACUGAAGCUUGCCAACAGACUGUAUGGAGAAAAGACUUACACAUUUUUGCAGGAUUUCUUGGCUGGAACACAGAAACUAUAUGGAGCCGAGUUAUCCAAAGUGGAUUUCUUAAAUGCUUCAGACGGUGCACGAAAAGAGAUUAACCAGUGGGUUGAGAAGCAAACAGAAGGUAAAAUCCUUGAGUUGUUAUCUGAAGGCUCAGUUAAUGCACUGACCAAACUAGUUCUGGUGAAUGCUAUUUACUUCAAAGGCAGCUGGGAAAAGAAAUUUCAAGAAGAGAAGACAAAGGAUAUGCCUUUUAGACUCAAUAAGAAGGAGAAAAAGACUGUGAAAAUGAUGUUCAUGAUGGAGAAGCUGCCGUUUGGAUAUAUCUCGGAGUGGAAGUGCCGUGUGCUGGAACUUCCUUACAAGGGAAAAGAGCUGAGCAUGAUCGUCCUGCUGCCUGAUGAAAUUGAGGAUGACUCCACUGGCCUGGAACAGCUGGAGAAGCAGAUCACCGUAGAAAAGCUCCAAGAGUGGACACAGCCAGGAAAAAUGCAUUCCCACUAUGAGGUCCAUGUGCAUCUGCCUAAAUUUAAGCUGGAAGAAAGCUAUGAGCUUAAGUCCCAUUUAGCAGCUCUGGGUGUGUUGGAUGUCUUUGACGGUGGCAAGGCCGAUUUGUCGGGAAUGUCAGGAGCCCGGGACCUCCACUUGUCCAAAGUUGUUCACAAGUCAUUCAUCGAGGUGAAUGAGGAGGGUACAGAAGCAGCAGCAGCAACCGCCGGUUUGGUUAUGCUAUGCAGCAUGCCCAUGGAAGAGCAUUUCAACGUUGACCACCCUUUCCUCUUCUUCAUCCGUCACAAUCCAACCAGAAGUAUACUUUUCUUUGGCCGGUUUGCUUCUCCAUGAAAGGCAAAAUAAAUUGCAUGAUCACGUAUUUGUUCACAGACGUGGUCCCAUCAAGCCUAGCUUAGCUUCUUUCUUUGUCUGUCCUGAGGGAGGAACGGGGCAAGAUUCGUUUUUGGGACUGAAUGUUUUUCACAUGCUUGUAACAAUCCCCUGAUUUCCUUUCUUCUUGAACUGUCCUCUUUUGUUGAUCUGUUGAGAAUUCUACUUUAUCACAUUUUAACACAUUUGAUUUGUAAUGGAAUAAAUAGUCUCUUCCUUGCAGAGAUGCUCAGAUUUCUCCUAGUAUAAUAAAGGUGAAGAAAUU